Molecule: messenger RNA, 2626 nt
Organism: Erinaceus europaeus (western European hedgehog)
Lineage: Eukaryota; Metazoa; Chordata; Mammalia; Eulipotyphla; Erinaceidae
Gene: HS3ST3A1
Product: heparan sulfate-glucosamine 3-sulfotransferase 3A1
Exons: 2
Coding region: 828-2048 (406 amino acids)
Molecular function (GO): [heparan sulfate]-glucosamine 3-sulfotransferase activity
Source: RefSeq, a predicted model, not a curated record
UGGGGGCCGGGGAGGUCUCGGUGGGGGGCGCUGACAUCAGUGCCAAGUUCGCUGAGCCCAGAACCCCACGUGCGGAGGCUGCGGCCGUGGCCGGGAGGCUCCCGGACCGGGUCCUCGGUUCCCCGGCUGGUUCCGCACUCGGUGCCCGCGGCGGCUGGCGGGUCCCCCGCAGCCCGGCCCCGCCGCGCGCGCACAGGUGGGCACCGGCGCAGUUGGGAGCAGCCCGGUGGCACGGAGAGCGCGCGGGCCUUCAGGCUCCCGCUGGGACUGAGGGACUCUCGCCCCCGGGUGGAGACAGCCCGAGCCCCGAGCUGUGAGAGGCCCCGGGGGGAACCCGGCAGAAGGGGGCGGCUGGAGGGACCUUUGCUCGCCGCAGCCUGCAGCAGCUCUGCGCGCCCCCUGGCCGGGUCGGGGUGAAGGAUGCACGGUCGCUGAGCCCAGACCGGGUGGAGACGCGCGUCUACACCGCUGCCGCUGAGUCCCCCCCCUCCGACACCCUCCCCCCCCCCCAACUGCAGCCACUCCUGAGAAACCGGGUUUCCGAGCGCUGCCCCAGGCUCAGGACUUCGGCACAUCUCUGACGAUGGUUUCCUAAGCACGGCACCACGUCCCCCUCCUGCCCCUUCUACCGGAGGCGCACCGGCGUCCCGGGGCUCCCCGAGGACCCCCACUGCCCACUCCCGGGGCAGCUCGCACGGCCACCGGGGCGCACGGACGAUGUGGCUUCCGUCCAGCGCGCAGGCCCUCCGGGGGGAUGUCGCGGCACCUGGUGGGGGCCCGGCCUAGCAUGGCCCGCGAGCCGCUGGCCGUCGCCUCCGGCUAGGAGGAUGGCCCCUCCGGGCCCCGCCGAGCCGCUGUCCCGCAGCAUCUUCCGGAAGUUCUUGCUGAUGCUCUGCUCCCUGCUCACGUCCCUGUACGUCUUCUACUGCCUGGCCGAGCGCUGCCAGACCCUGUCGGGCCCCGCGGUGGGGCUGUCCGGCGGCGGCGGCGAGGCGGAGGCGGGGGCCCUGAGUCCGGGCUAUCUGGCUGGGGGCCCGCGGGAGCUGGCGGCGUGGCCGGCGGCGGCGCAGACCAAGCGCCUCCUGCAGCUGCAGCGGUGGCGGCGCCGCCGGCCUCCCGCACCCCGCACCGCCGACGGCGAUCAGCCGGCCUGGGAAGAGGAGCCCCCGGGGCUCGCGGCCGGUCCGGGCGGCUCCGGAGCCGGGAGCAACGUGGCCGAGGCGCCGCCGCCUCCGCCGCCGGGGACCUUGGCUCUGCUGCUGGACGAAGGGAGCAAGCAGCUGCCGCAGGCCAUCAUCAUCGGGGUGAAGAAGGGCGGCACGCGGGCCCUGCUCGAGUUCCUGCGUGUGCACCCCGACGUGCGCGCAGUGGGCGCCGAGCCCCACUUCUUCGACCGCAGCUACGACAAGGGACUCUCCUGGUACCGGGAGCUGAUGCCCAGGACCCUGGAGGGGCAGAUCACCAUGGAGAAGACGCCCAGUUACUUUGUCACCCGGGAGGCACCUGCCCGCAUCUCCGCCAUGUCCAAGGACACCAAGCUCAUCGUGGUGGUGCGCGACCCGGUGACCAGGGCCAUCUCGGACUACACGCAGACGCUCUCCAAGCGGCCCGACAUCCCCACCUUUGAGAGCUUGACGUUCAAAAACAGAACUACGGGCCUCAUCGACACGUCGUGGAGCGCCAUCCAGAUCGGCAUCUACGCCAAGCACCUGGAGCACUGGCUGCGCCACUUCCCGCUCGGCCAGAUGCUCUUCGUGAGCGGCGAGCGGCUCAUCAGCGACCCGGCCGGCGAGCUGGGCCGCGUGCAGGACUUCCUGGGCCUCAAGAGGAUCAUCACCGACAAGCACUUCUACUUCAACAAGACCAAGGGCUUCCCCUGCCUGAAGAAGGCCGAGGGCAGCAGCAAACCCCACUGCCUGGGCAAGACCAAGGGCAGGACCCACCCCGAGAUCGACCGAGAGGUGGUGCAGAGACUGCGCGACUUCUACCGGCCUUUCAACUUGAAGUUCUACCAGAUGACCGGGCAUGACUUUGGCUGGGAUGGAUAACAAUAUAAUUUAAAAUAAAUAAAUAAAAAUUAUCGAAAUAUAAUAUAUUUUUUUAUCAAUCGGUAGAAGAAAGGCAGUUUAAUAUUUGCUCUGAAACUAUUUGUCCUCAGUAUUUUUUUUUCAAUGAAUGUAGAGAUUAUUCUCGCCUUCACACACCGACAUCAAACAUUUGGAGAAAAAAAAAAGGAGGGGGGAUUUCACUAAUCUAAAUUCUUUCAUUUUUAACGGUAUGUCUUCUGUAUACAAAGUAUGAAUAUCAAUUGUCAUUAAAACUUUAAACCCUGAGAGUAAAUCUCCUUACAGACAAAAGUUGAUGUCUGCCUACCUUUUUUAAUUUUUUCCCUUUGUGCACUUUUUCUGAAAACCAUUUCCCUAUUAAUAACAAUGUAUGUGUGUUUACUACUUCAUUGCUGUGCUUUCAAAUAAAAUACCUUUUUUUUCCCCCCAUCCUUACAAGACAAUGUGGUGUAUAGAUUAUGGUUCUCAUGUUACAUAAAAGGAAACUGAGUCUCAGAGGUGUUAGAUAGCCUAUCUAAAGUGAGAUGGUGGACUCUAGAUCAAACCCCAUUCUCUACCUC